CAAAUUUUAGAGAAUGGUGAUUGAGGGGCUGUAAAAUAUGUAUUUGGUCGGUUUAACUGGUGGUAUAGCAACUGGGAAAAGUACUGUUUCGCAAAUUUUUGUCGAAAAUCGAAUUCCAGUUAUUGAUGCAGAUUUAAUUGCUCGUGAAGUUGUUGCACCAGGUAAAAAUGCAUAUAAAAAGUUGCGCCAGCAUUUUGGCAAUGAAUUCUUUGAUUGCGUGAAUGGUGAAUUGUUGAGGAAAAAAUUCGGUGAUUUGGUUUUCUCUGAUGAAAAUGUUCGUCAUUUGGUGAAUUCCAUUGUACAUCCCGAGAUACGUAAAACUAUAGUACUUCGAAUUUUGCAGCAUUUUUUUCGUGGUGAAGAAUUCGUUAUUUUAGAUCUUCCAUUACUUUUUGAAGCUGGUUAUGCGAAAUUUUUGCUGUCAGUAGUAUUGGUAGAUUGUCCUGAAGAUAUUCAACUGAAACGGUUGCAACAGCGAGACAAUAUUGAUGAGGAAGCAGCUCAAAAACGGAUCAAUGCACAGCAUCCGAUGUCUGAUAAACGUCGUCGUGCAACUCAUGUUGUGGAUAAUAGUGGCACUAUGGAGGAGACACGAGCUCAAGUGCUUAAUUUAAUCCGAGAAUUCAAUGCAUCCAAACUGCAUUUAAUAGUUCGAGCUGUUCUACUAUCUGCAUUACUUACUUUCUUCACUUUAGGUUAUUUGCUGUACCAUAUUGUGCUAUUACCAUUAUUUGAUAGUUAAUCUUACCAUUGACA
Loa loa (African eye worm) is the source of this 756-nucleotide messenger RNA. Its product is annotated as dephospho-CoA kinase. Gene Ontology annotation, molecular function: ATP binding; dephospho-CoA kinase activity. The record is from RefSeq and is a predicted model, not a curated record. Gene Ontology annotation, biological process: coenzyme A biosynthetic process. Bases 38 to 742 code for a protein of 234 amino acids. NCBI's taxonomy places the organism in Eukaryota, Metazoa, Nematoda, Chromadorea, Rhabditida, Onchocercidae. The transcript has 4 exons.